GGCGUGAAACGGAUUCGCUACCACGGAGCUGGCCGGACCGAUAUCACCAUCAAGCGGUGCGCUAUAAUGAAGAGGCGCAAUGCCGAUUGUGGCAAAAUACGACGGCCCAUUAAGAAGAACAAAAUUGCAGAACAGAUCGGGAGCAACACCCUGCUCUACAUAAAAUUUCUUCUCCUAUGGGCGUCCGUAAUUACAGCAGACUUUUUGCUCGAGUUUCGUUUCGAAUUUCUAUGGCCAUUUUGGUUGCUGCUCCGUUCAAUAUAUGAUUCCUACAAGUAUAAAGGAUUGGCAUUUUCCGUACUAUUUGUCUGCAUAGCGGUCACAUCCGAUCUGGUCUGUCUGUUUUUCAUCCCCGUUCAGUGGUUAUUUUUUGCCGCCAGUACGUACGUUUGGGUGCAGUAUGUUUGGCAUACAGAUAAAGGUAUCUGUUUGCCGACGAUAAUACUGUGGAUAUUGUUCGUAUAUCUGGAGGCUGCCAUACGAUGGAAGGACAGUCGAAAUAUACCACAUCUCAAUCUCUGCCGGCCAUUUGCCGCCCAUUGUAUCGGAUACCCGGUGGUGACGCUUGGAUUCGGUUUCAAGAGCUACGUUGGUUACCGCAUACGGCAACGCAAGCAACGCGAAGUUGCGAAGGAUAAUGACUUCUACAUGCAGUUGCUUCAGGAAGCACUGCCGAAGGAAGAGUCGAAAGCGUUAGAGCCGUUGUCCGAUGGAAUUAGCGGAGGCGGUGCGGAGCAUCCGACAAUGCCGAAGGAUCUCGUACCGGUGGCCGCGAUGUCGAAUAACCAUAAUAGUCUGAAUAGUAGUAGUAGUAGUACAGCGACAAGUAACAGAGGUGACACAGGACAGCAUAAUCACCACCACAAUCAUCAUAAUCACAAUCAUCACCACCAUAAUCAUCAGCAGCAGCACCAUGCGAGCCAUAGUAAAAGUACCCAAAGUUACAAAUCGCCGAGUAGCAGUAGUACCGUCUCGACGACGCAUGUAAAUGGGCAUGUCGGUAGUGGUGGUAGCUCACCGUCAUCGUCAAGUAGUGCGAUGAACGGAAGCCUCAGUCACUCAUCGCAUCAACAGCAAGGCUCUUCCAAGCAUCGGAAAAGUUUGGACAAGGAUAGCAGCGCGAGCAGCAGUUCUACGUCCUCCAACUCAUCCAGUACGUUUAAUGCCGGCAGUAAGAUGAACGGUGGUAGUGGUGGUAGCGGUGGAUCCUACUAUUUCCACCAGACUGCCACAUUCCAGCAAAGUGGUCACAAUAGUUCCACCUCCUCCAGCAGUAGCACCAGUAGCAAUAGUAGCAGUAGUAACGUCGGCAGUACCACAAUCAGUACAAAAGAAAGUUCGAUCACGGUAAAUCGUGCGAACGAUCAUAAUGGCAGCAUUCACUGCAAUGGAAGCUCUAUUGCGAAAGAUGUCAAAGAGAGUACCCUGCAACAAGGACAAACUGCUCGUAAAGACUGCGACAGGGAGACAAGUAACGGUGGUAAUGCGGCAGCUUCGACCAGUUUGUCUACGUCUAGCUCUGCAAAACACAUCCAAUCCAAUCGUUCCAAAAGUCCAAACGAAAGUACUCCACCAUAUAGCAGUAAUGGCGGUACUUUAGGAGGAACUAAACCCAAUGCAGGUAAGCAGAACGGUCACGUUGCGCAAUACCAUCAACCCGAGCUGAUACAGCAAGCGACGGCCACGGAAGCACCAACGCCCAAUACCGAAUCGAAAGGUGGCAGUGGUCGUUCAGGGCGUAAAAACCGUCUAAAGAAAGCUGCCGAGCAGCAGGCGCAGCUGUCCGCAAUCGCUAAGCUUUGUGCGACCCUUGCACUGGCCUCGUCGGUGACGACGCUUACGACAACGACAGCGGCAACGACGACAUCCGGCGGAACCGAUAAAGGAACAACCGUUACGCCGUCUUCGUACACCACCGCUUCUGGCAGUGGUCCAUCCGCGCCGGUUAAAGACAAUCUCCAACAAAAUGGCGAACAGGGGAAGGAUCUUUCGAACGCUUCCAAGGGUAGUAGUUGUAGUAGUGCGAUCGCAGAAGGUAAGCAGGACUGUAGUGUCUCGUCGGUGAAUGGGACAUUAAAAGCGACACAAACGACGACCGGAUCGUCCUGUCAAGCUUCAUCUACCGAGUCUGCUCCACCGGCCGCCACAGUGAUUGUCCAGAAGGUGUGUGAGUCCUGCCCACGGCUCGAAGGAGACUUGAAGAAAUUGCGCGCCGAGCUGUCAGCACACCGGCAGACGGAGAAUGAGCUGCGGCAGAAGUAUGAUUCGAACGCGAACAAUCUGAAGGCGUGUUUGCAGGCUAAACAGAAGGAUUACGAUGAACUGCAAAACAGAUACCAGGAACAUUGCAACCAACGGCAACAGGAACGUCAGAAUUUGCAAACCGUCGAGAGACGGCUGGGUGAAGAACGACGACACCGACAAUCGCUCGAGGCACAAUUAAACAAUGAGCGCAAGUACCGCAAGCAGGCAGAGGAAAAAGCCGCCCGUGCCGAGUGUAGCGAGGCAUGCAAGAUGAAGAAGCAGCAGAUAGAAAUGGAAAUCGAUAAGAUGCAGAACGAACUGCAUAAUAUGGAGGAAGCGAAACUGAUGGCCGAAAAGCAAGCUCGUAACUAUGAGCAGGAGCUGCGAAAGAUGGAGUUACAGUUACGAAACCGUGAUGCACAGCAAAACACUGAAGUGCUGAUGAGUGCACUGGCCGCAAUGCAGGAUAAGAACGCGACGCUCGAGAAGAGCCUUUCGGCCGAAACGAGAUUUAAGCUGGACUUAUUCUCCGCCCUUGGUGGCACUAGGCGAGAGGUUGAAAUUCUCACCUGUUCGUUGCGUGCGAAGGAAGAGGAAAUACUUGACCUAAAUGCAAAAAUCGUACAGCUGUUGGCGGUUAUGCCUACCGAGAACCUUUGCUUGACUAGCCACGGUGGUGGCGCGGGAUCGGACGGUGGAGCAUCGAUGAUGCGGUUGGCCGAUGCACCGCAACUUUUGCCACAAUCCAUGACGAGCGGGCAUCUGAAUGGGAUUGGACCCGGCAGUGGUGGUAGUGGUGUAGGAGGAGGAGUAGCAGGUGGAGGCAGCAGUACAGGUACGGGAGGAAGCGUAAUGCAGCAAAGCAGCCAACAGCAACCAAGUCCUAUGUCGCACCUGGUGCAGAACGGACCAUCGUUCUGCAGUCAAUUAGGCAGCCUCGGGGUGCUUACGUCCACGAUGACGACACUGCCCUCGUCAUCGGUGCUAUCCGGUCCGAACACGGUCGGUAACGGCAGCGGUACCAAUGCGGGACAAAUAGUACAAAUGCAAAACUCGAACAACGGAGGCUCAAGCGCCGGCAACUGUCCGUCCGGACUCGAUCCGAACGCGACAAUUUACACGCCGAAAAACAACGGCGGCAUGGUCGGUGGCACUGAGGCCUGACCACGUGAGCGAUCGUUUUUUCCACCCAGCAACGUUUCUUACUCAACGCGAACUCCACCAUCUCUAUCGCUCUUUGUAAGCCUGC
Messenger RNA from Anopheles maculipalpis, 3493 nucleotides. Its product is annotated as macoilin. NCBI's taxonomy places the organism in Eukaryota, Metazoa, Arthropoda, Insecta, Diptera, Culicidae. Bases 67 to 3408 code for a protein of 1113 amino acids. Gene Ontology annotation, cellular component: rough endoplasmic reticulum membrane; nuclear membrane. Gene Ontology annotation, biological process: neuronal signal transduction; chemotaxis. The record is from RefSeq and is a predicted model, not a curated record. Gene Ontology annotation, molecular function: microtubule binding. The transcript has 8 exons.